This is a messenger RNA of Penicillium canescens, 2868 nucleotides long. RefSeq lists its product as uncharacterized. The record is from RefSeq and is a predicted model, not a curated record. The transcript is spliced from 3 exons. Bases 1 to 2868 code for a protein of 955 amino acids. Lineage: Eukaryota; Fungi; Ascomycota; Eurotiomycetes; Eurotiales; Aspergillaceae.
AUGGAUUCCAACGCUGUCACAGUUGAAGGCUCUGGCCACGACGUUACAGAUGAUGAGUGCAUGCUUGAGUGUCUUCCCGAAAUGAGGAACGUGUAUUCUGCGCAUUUUAAGCCUUUUCAAGACAAGCUGUCUUCGGUUCUUCAGCACUCUCGGUCUCAUUUCAGGGCACUGGCGGGGCGCGAGAGCUUUGCUGGUUUCUUGAACGUUCCCCUCAUGAGCGACGCCCUAGUGAAGACAAUAGAAGUGAUGUUUGAAGCAGCGAGACCUCGUGUGCUUCAGCUACGGAACGACGAAGUCAAUGCCAAUAUCCAUUGGCUGGACGUUAUCAAGGAGAGUGAUUAUCAGGCCGAAUAUAAAGGAAAUGGGAUCUACCAUUUCCAUAUGCGGGACCGGGGCGCGAUUGUCCAGUUGUCUGCUUUCCAACACAACAUGAUCCUUUCAGGAUUACCCCGGAAGCUGGUUCAACCAUGGUCCUACGAAAAGGACGUACAGACGGAAUUAAACACCUUGGCGCUGGCAGCUGAAAUGACAUCACUAAUGAAUGAACUUGCAUCGGAAAUCAUCAAAGUCAAUAAUACCGUGCUUGAAGAAAUACUAAGAAGAGAUCGAAUUCUCCGCCGCAAUUCGGAGCCAAGUCAAAGAUCGAGGGGCUCGCCCUUCCCCCUGGAGUCAGCCGAAGGACCAGCGCAAUUUACGCAAGCGCAGGUUGACACAGAUUCUCUCAAUGGAAUGGCUAUCGAGACUCAAAGAACAGACAUGCAAGCCAGUGCUUCAAAACGCGGUGCUGGAACGCGGAACUUCGCCAAAAACAGGGCUUGGCCUGCAGAGGUGCUGAAGCAGCUUCCUCUAUGGUUCGAAGACCAAGUACGGCAAAAUCUGUCUCAGGAAGAGAUUGCCCAAAAGUUCAACGGAAAAUUCAAGCAAAAACGCACUUUCCAUGCUAUUGAGGCAAAAGUGUAUUUCUUGACAGGAAAAAGUCCUUUUAGGAAGCGCAAUAAGAAGACUUCGCGCAAAGAACCUGUGUCUUUGACACCUCGAUCCUCCCCACCGCUUCCUCAGCCCUUUGGAUCGGUGGACUUGACCCAAAAACUGAUCUCGAGUUUGAACAUCGAGGUCCACGCGUUACGUCUAGCCCCGAACCUGCUACCCUAUCUGAAUUCUGACGACUGCGAGGAUGCAAGCUUUUAUGCCAUUCAUGACGUUCAACCGGUUGACCCCGAAUCAGAAUCCAGCGACUCCCAUGCAGUAAUUGAACAGGAUACUGCGAAUCAAACGUCAAGCUGCCGGUACGCAUCUCAGGAGCAUGAAUUUCCGUCAGGUACAAGUCAAAAUGAACGGCCAGUCCGAGGAAGCCCUCGUGCUGAAGAAUCGCCCAAAGCCUAUCCAGCGUCCUCAGAUAUGGCUCGUGAAAGUCAGCCAAGCAAUGAUACUUCAAUCAAUAUCCUCGCUGCAAUACCAGGGACGGUUGAUUCUUACUUGCCGCGUGGCUCUCCCUUGGGAUCCCCUCGGAUAUCAGAACCUAUCCAAUAUCCUAUUCGGCACCACUCUGAAGGCGAUACCACACACGAAGAGAUGGGACAAACGCUUGUCCAUGGUACUGAGUCCAGUGCAAUGGACGUGGAUCAGACGGACACGGCGCAUUGCGACCAAUCACCAGAGAGACUCUCUCCGCAAUUUUCACCCCGUGAGAUUCCAUUGGAUAGAGGCACAGCAAAUGAGGGUUCCAAUAAUGAAAAACAUACAGAAAGUGGACUGGGCGCGUUGCCUGUUCCCAGGGCACCGACGCCCUUCCAAGUUCCUGAAGCAAGAUCUACUGGCAACGCGACUGAACUUCCUCAGAACAGCGGAAUGGAUGGGCUAACCGCCAAUAUCUCUGAAAGAGCUUUAAAGGAAUUGAUUAUAAGAUAUUUUCAUGAGAAAUCACAAGCACAGGCGGCGCGUUCCCAUCGCCCAUGGAACGAUAAGGACCUGAACCGUUUACCAGAUUGGCUCAUGAAACGGAAAAACCUACCAAAGGAAAGACUUGAAGUUGAGUUUCUGGGAGACUUUGGACACUAUCGAACUUCCUCUGCUAUUGUUACAGCUUGCCGCAAAAAAAGAAAGGCAGAUUCUCGCCAUAAGGAGGUAACCUCAGCCCCCACUCCAGCUCAACUAGCUCCGGUUGUCCCUCCCGUUCUAGAUACUAUGCGGGUACCACGAUGGCCCAACGCCAUCACUGGAUCCGACACUCCCAACUUGGAUCCAUCCCAUACCAUAACAGUACCGAGCAAUGAGAAUACACUCAGGCAUCCACCCUUGCAGCGACCUCGAUCGCGACAGCUUAAUCAGCUGCAGGUUCUGGACAACACAGAGAGACUUUCUCGCAACAGUCCUCCACCAUUGCAUGACGGUGAAGAAGCAGUGGAUCAAAAUCCACCAGCUGCUGUUGCCUCCGAAUGCGCUUCCGAACAGCUGGUGCUUUCAACUCCUUCGGAGAAUGUUGAAGAUACACCCACGUCGGGCAAUCGGCGCCAUCGAGUUGAGAUCACGCCAAAACCUCCGGCCAGAUUCACAGCAAUUAAUGGCGGUAACGUCCAUCCCACUAAUCCAAACGUAAGCGAAAUGAAUCUGCUUGUUCAGAUGGAGACCAGUGAGCGAGGCGCUCUACCUGAUAGGCAAGGAAGCCAGCAAGCUUCAAUGGAAAAGAUUGUCGAGCAGAGAAGAGAUGACCAAAAUACGUCACGGAAAGACGGGCCUCAGAGUAAGCUCUCCUCAUCUAAUGCAGAGUUCGCUAUAGUCACUUGGCCCUUUGAAGCGUAUCAGAUCUAUGUGUCACUGGGCCUUUUUCUUCCCCGUACUUCCUUUAUCUGUCCUUGCUUCCCACACUGA